UUUUACUUUGGAAGAACUGAUGCACUGCGCAAUUUCCGGUUGAUGUCGCGUCUCACAACAUCAGGCUAACGCUGAAAGCUAACGUUACAGCUAUUGUCAGUACAUUUUUCAUAACACACAGAGGGAAAACAUGUCAGACGCGGAGACGAAACCCUCCAGCCAAGACGGGGGUGAUAAGAAGGAUGGAGAGUACAUCAAGUUAAAAGUGAUCGGCCAGGACAGCAGUGAAAUACACUUUAAGGUGAAAAUGACGACACAUCUAAAGAAGCUGAAGGAGUCUUACAGCCAGAGACAGGGCGUCCCAGCAAGCACGCUAAGGUUUCUGUUUGAAGGACAGAGAAUCGCAGACAACCAAACUCCUAAAGAGUUGGGGAUGGAGGAUGAGGACGUCAUCGAGGUGUAUCAAGAACAGACCGGUGGACUUUGGAACAAUUAAACCUCCCACAUUUCUAUUUUUUUUUUUCUUUUUUCUUUUGUACUUUAUUUUUUAUGUAUAUGUAUGUGUUUUUGUUCAGUUUCAAACCAUUUGGAUCAAAAGCGACUAUCAGGGCUUCCACAUGUGAGGGCAGAGGCUGAACAGGCCGGGGUAAGGACAGGGACAGGACAGCAGCAUCCACCCACAUUCACACAGACGAGCAGCUUGUUUUCCUUUAGUGUUUUUUAUUAACCAAUCUGUCUGGGGUGCCAGCAGCAGCAGCAACUAAUGCUGCAUCAAAAUGACUAGUCCACCAACAAAAUCACAGAUACAAUAUUAUAGUGAGGGCACUCAAACAGCUUUGUUUCAGCUUUUUUUUUUUUGAAAGGAGAAUGAGUUGAAAAUGCUUUUUAGAAUGUAAAAUGUUUCCCACCAUUUGCUCCUUGGUUAUUUCAGUAUUCUGAAGCCAAACAGCUCAAUAUUUAUUGGUUUAUCUAUUAGGUUUUCACUGGUCGUUUUACAUUACAGCAAAAAAAAGGCAAUGGAGAUGUUUUAAAUGAAAUUGUGUAAUUACUGUUCAAGUUUAAAUACCUAAAUGUAAGUGUUCCCUGAUACUGAGGAUGUUGUCAGUUUGAUUUUUAGGUCUCCGACAAAGUCGCUCUGUGCCACAGCUACUUUGGCUCCAGGCACACUGGGAGAUUUUGGGCCUGAGCGCAGACGUUCAUGACCCACACCUGUGACUGCCGUAGUUACUUAACAAAACAUGGACUCUGCAGACAAAACCAAGUUAGAGAAACUGAAACAAAGCUGUGACAGCAGAGCAGAUGUUUUCAAUCCUGAUUUUGGUUGGACUGGUCCUUUAAACACUGGCACCAACUUGCAUUCCCUUGCACAGGACUUCACUGUUUUCAGAAGUGUGUCACACAUCAAGCUGCAGUUCAUUUGCACACAGAGUCUUAACUUGGACAUGUGCACACAAGCAGCUGCAUCACAGCACAGCCUCUGAUUGAAAGCCCCUCAUGAAGAAAAGGCAUUGUCACCAUUCAUUUCUGUAGAUUUGACUAAUUGACAUUUACAACCUCUGCGCCAUGUUGGACUGUAAAGUUCUGCUCAUAAUUGACCUGAGAUUGGAAAUUUUUAAAUAGUUGUACUUGUAUAUGUUGUGUUCAGUAUUAGAACAUUUGAAUGAUA
This is a messenger RNA of Monopterus albus (swamp eel), 1606 nucleotides long. RefSeq names its product small ubiquitin like modifier 1 (gene sumo1). The transcript has 5 exons. Gene Ontology annotation, molecular function: protein binding. Lineage: Eukaryota; Metazoa; Chordata; Actinopteri; Synbranchiformes; Synbranchidae. Bases 131 to 436 code for a protein of 101 amino acids. The record is from RefSeq and is a predicted model, not a curated record.